Molecule: messenger RNA, 1226 nt
Organism: Linum trigynum
Lineage: Eukaryota; Viridiplantae; Streptophyta; Magnoliopsida; Malpighiales; Linaceae
Source: the annotation of a GenBank genome assembly
UCAAUUCAAAUGCCCCCUAUAAAUUGCCUCUUCCAUCAAGCCAAAGCCAAAGCAAAACCCCACACCUCUCUCACUUCAUUCCAAACCACCACCUUUUCUGCUUCAACACGUACAGCUUCUAUAUUUUUCAGGGUUGAAAGGAGUACUGUGAUUGAUCAAAACCCGGCAGGCACCGCAACAUAUAUGGCUUCUCACAGGAGAACAUGUGUCGGUCCCAUGUUGCUGCUGCUCUUCGCUAUUGUCUUUGUCGAUGUCCCAUGCAGUGGAGUAGCUGCUGCUGCUGCGUCUCGCCGCAUGCUGGAGAUGCCGGAGCUUCCCAAGCCUGAACUACUGCCUCCUGUACCUAAACUCGAGCUUCCACCUCUCCCCAAGCCAGAGCUUCCCCAUUUCCCUGAUCUCCCCAAACCGGAACUGCCUCCUCUCCCCAAACCUGAGGUUCCAGAAUUGCCCAAACCCGAAAUCCCCAAGCCUGUAGUUCCAGAAUUGCCAAAACCUGACCUCCCAAAACCUAUAGUUCCUCAAAUGCCGAAACCUGAACUUCCUAAGCCUCAAAUUCCAGAAUUGCCAAAACCUGACCUCCCUAAGCCAGUUGUUCCAGAAUUUCCCAAGCUUGAAACUCCAGAGCUGCCAAAGCCCCAAGUUCCUGCACUGCCAAAACCUGAAAUUCCUAAGCCCCAAGUUCCAGAGCUUCCAAAACCUGAAAUCCCUAAGCCUCAAGUUCCAAAACCCCAAGUUCCAGAAUUUCCGAAACCCGAGGUCCCAGCUUUCCCAAAACCUCAAGUGCCACAGCUGCCUAAAGUGCCAGAGAUUCCAAAACCUGAAUUCCCAAAAGUACCAGAAUUGCCCCAUCUCCCUGACCUCCCCAAACCCAUUGCUCCUUGAAUCUUUCCCGACUUGGUCAUAUACUAGCUACUUCUUCUCUGCCUCCUCAAGGUGGUGGCCAUGGCUGCUGCAUCUACUAGCGGUUUAUCAUACCAUCAUUAUUCGCAUGGGUUUCAUUAUUAGCAUAUUAAUACAUGUAACACCAUAUGUUUGUUUGUUUGGUUUCUUUUCUAUUUCUGUUUUGUUAAAUGAUUUAGUACUCAUUUAUACUUGUGUGACUAUCGUACUUCAUCAUGUCUCUCAUAUGAUUUAUAUAUAUAUAUAUAUAUUGAGAUGAACAUUAUUCUAUUUUUAUUUAUGAUUUUCUGGUCAAUUUAGUCAGUUAAUUAAGAUUCAUCGUCAGA